Messenger RNA from Melitaea cinxia (Glanville fritillary), 1332 nucleotides. Its product is annotated as protein phosphatase methylesterase 1. Gene Ontology annotation, molecular function: protein methylesterase activity. Lineage: Eukaryota; Metazoa; Arthropoda; Insecta; Lepidoptera; Nymphalidae. Gene Ontology annotation, biological process: protein demethylation. The record is from RefSeq and is a predicted model, not a curated record. Bases 145 to 1332 code for a protein of 395 amino acids. The transcript has 10 exons.
UACUUUCUAAUAUUUUGUCAAAUUUGAUUUUGACAUUAUCAAUUAUUUCUAUAAUGUCAAGCCGUUGAUGUUAUUGUUUGCUGUUCUUACGUUGAUUUAAAACAUUUUAUAAUAGUAAGAGGAUAAGUUAUUGAAAAUUAAAAGAUGUCAGCCUUACAAAAGUCUAUCAUGAAAAAUAAACUGCCGCCAAAGGCACCGAAAUCAUCAGGUGUUUCAAAACUAGCUCCAUUUGGUGGAGGGCGUCGCAAAGACUACACACCAGUUUCUUGGAGAAACUACUUCGAAAAAUACGUUGACGUGGAAACUGAGGGUGGAGUAUUCAGGGUGUAUUUGUCUCCUGAGCCCGACUGCCCCGAGAGGCCCAGGAUCGUGACCUUGCACGGAGGAGGCUACUCCGGCCUAAGCUGGGCAUUGUUUACAGAAGAAAUAACCAGCAUGAUCCAUUGUCAAGUGGUAGCUCUGGACAUACGGGGCCAUGGUGAGACUCAAGCUAAAGAUCCGGACGAUCUUAGCAUAGAAACAUUGGUCAAGGACGUGGAGCAGGUGCUGCUGAAGCUGUUCGCGGCCGAGCUGCCGCCGCUGCUGCUGCUGGGGCACUCCAUGGGCGGCGCGCUGGCCGUGCGCGCGGCCGCCGCGCCGGCUCUGGAGCCACACGUGCGCGGGGUGGCCGUCAUCGACGUCGUCGAGGGUACAGCAAUGGAAGCGCUAGCGAGCAUGCAAAGUUUCCUACGAAGCAGACCAACGCAUUUUAAAAGUAUCGAGCACGCUAUUGAGUGGUGUGUAAGGAGCAGUCAAGUGCGAAAUGUUGCCUCAGCCAGAGUGUCGAUGCCGAGUCAGAUUAUAAAUUGUGAAACGGGUCAGCUUGCUACCAAUGAGGUGGAGAACUACCAGAGCGAGUCUCCGACAGAGCCGCUGCCUCCUCCGCGCCGCGGUGACGUCAUCACCGAGGAGGACGAGGACGGGGAGUUCGAGGGGGAGGGGGAGGGCGACGUUGCUCACCUCAUGAAACCGGUGGGGGGCAUGAAGUACCGCUGGCGGGUGGAGUUGGCGCACACGGAGCGGCACUGGGCGGGCUGGUUCCGCGGUCUGUCCGCCGCCUUCCUGGCCGUACGUGCGCCGCGCCUGCUGCUGCUGGCCUCGCUGGACGGGCUCGACCGCGAGCUCACCGUCGGACAGAUGCAAGGCAAGUUCCAGAUGCAGGUGCUGACGCGCUGCGGACACGCCGUGCACGAGGACUCGCCCGCCGAGGUGGCGCGCGUGCUGGCGGCCUUCGCGCUGCGCCACCGCCUCAGCGCCGCGCGCGGCCCGGACGAGCGCUUCCACGACCACUGA